AUGUUUCGCUCAGCAAACCUCUCUUCCCCAUCUUCAUCUCCCUAUCGGCGACCAUCUCACACUCGUGACCAGUUGGAAAGUUUGAUCGCCAGACACGGUCGUCCCACUCGCUUCUCGCUGUCGUCCCUUGAGGAAUUGACCGCAACGUGUUCCACAUAUAACCCUCCGUCGCCCCUCCCCCGCUCUCGCUCACCAGUUGUCGGCUUCUCCGAUCCCUUUGAAAAACCCUCAAGCUACCAACCCAGAUCAAGACCUAUCCCAAUACCUAAGUCGCCUUUCAACACACACGAGGAGGACAUUCCUGUCACUCCAUUGACUGGGCGAUUUGAGCGGGACUACUUCCCUCAUCGCGAUCUAUCACCUGAGAGAACCCGAAACGGACGUAUUCGCAGCCGAAAUAGUCGUCGCUACAGCGAUCACCGCUCUCUCAGAAUGCGUCCUGACAGCUCGAACUUUUACACUCCUGUUACUUCACAGUCCAUGUCUUCAUCUAGGCGUCCCGGCUCUCCGCAGCCAGGCUCUCGGGCGCAAAAUGCGGCCAAGUCAGCACCAACUUUCCAUCUCAAUGACCUACCACGGUUUCAUCCUGCCGUUUACCAGUCGCCUGGGAGCUCUCACACGCUGAGCGGACAGCCGCCGUCACCACGCCAGUCUCGACAGAAUGUGUAUCGCCCAGCUCCUAUUUCACGAGACCAGAUCUCGCAGUACCGUGAUUUCGUCGAAGGGGUUGUACUCCAGAAACCGGGGUCGCGUCCGCUGUCUCCUGGUCCAUCCGCCCCACGGUUGAAUCCUCUCAACAGCCCAGGGCCUGUCACACCGUUGGCCCUGGAAGAAGCGGGUGGUUAUCUGUCUGCAGGCGCCAAUAGGUCUGAGCUGUCUUCACGAGAUUUCCAGCAUUCGGCACCCGCGCCAGAUCUAUUAGACCGCCUGAUCGCCCGCGAAAACGAAAAAACUAGACAAAAGGCAAGGAAGACCUCUAAAGGGUGGUGA
Aspergillus versicolor CBS 583.65 is the source of this 990-nucleotide messenger RNA. RefSeq lists its product as uncharacterized. The record is from RefSeq and is a predicted model, not a curated record. Bases 1 to 990 code for a protein of 329 amino acids. The transcript has a single exon. NCBI's taxonomy places the organism in Eukaryota, Fungi, Ascomycota, Eurotiomycetes, Eurotiales, Aspergillaceae.